Molecule: messenger RNA, 4663 nt
Organism: Notolabrus celidotus (New Zealand spotty)
Lineage: Eukaryota; Metazoa; Chordata; Actinopteri; Labriformes; Labridae
Gene: vwa7
Product: von Willebrand factor A domain containing 7
Exons: 17
Coding region: 137-3166 (1009 amino acids)
Source: RefSeq, a predicted model, not a curated record
UACAUGCACGGUGUUUCUAUGAACCUACAGGACUGUGAUUUCUCUACUACAUGCUGUGGUCUCUGCAAUCUAGACAUAUAAAGUCCAGCAGGAAGAGCUAAGGUAGAAUGUGACCUUCAAACCCUGUCUCCCAGACAUGAUGACACAGGGGAGAGGGGGACUUUGGGAAGGCACCAGGAGAAAGAUGCUCUGGUUUUUCCUCACCUACCUUUUCCUUCUGGCUUUACCGUGCACCGGCUUUCUCCCCAACUUCUGGUCUCGAGUAUUAACUUUGUCCUGGGACUCGAAAACACACCAGUACAUCACUGAGCAGGCCAUUCUCAAUGUCACCAUGGAGAAUUUGAAUCAGGAAAACCAUGUAGAGAAGACCACUCUGGGCCGUAGCUUCUGGAGAGCUGUUGGAGAGGUGGUAAAAUCCAAUGCAGCCAUGGACUUCCUGAGCUCCACCAGAGCUGACCCAGUGUACCACUUUGACUCGGAGCGUGUGAACAGCUCUAUCGUGAUGUUGCGACAGUUCUGGGCUCAGACUCUGCUGUCAGUACGGGCAAAAGAGUACCAGAGUGCUCGCCACAGCUUGGGCCAGCUAUUUCACUCCCUGCAGGACUUCUACAGUCACAGUAACUGGGUUGAGAUGGGCCAGCGUUCCAUUUACCUUCACCUGCUACAGCCAGAGGAGCCUUCCAUCCCUGUGGCAAAGGAUGACACUCCUACCUGUAUGGAAUGUUUCAGUGUGACCUGUCGAGAUAACCUCCUGCCAAGAUUGACAAAAACACAGCAAGACUCCCCGCUGCUCACUACUGGCUACUUCAGCACUUUCCCUCUCAAACCUCAGGGCAAAUGUAGUCAUGGAGGUAUUCUGGACAGUAGCCGCUACAUGGGGGCCAAAGGGGGCAUCAACAAGGACAGCACCUCACCUAUCUUCUCCCCUCACCAUUACCUCCAUAUGCAAGCGGCCACUUUGGCUACUGAGGCUACAAAGAGUGUACUGAGGGACCUAAAAGACACAGUGGGUCACAAAACCUUCCUGAGACUUUUCAGUGUGGAGCAGGUCCCUGCAUUGGUAUUUGUCAUGGACACGACAGGAAGCAUGUUUGAGGAGAUCACUGCGGCUCGCCUCCGGGCCCACUCAAUCAUCCAAACCAGAGCCCACAACCCUGGACAGCCUGGCACCUUUCUCCUGGUGCCUUUCCAUGAUCCAGAGGUUGGACCAGUGUUUGAGACUGACGACCCAGACCAAUUUAUGAUGCACAUGGAGAAUCUGAUAGCACUAGGAGGAGGUGAUGAGCCAGAGAUGUGCCUGUCAGCUGUUCUGCUGGCCCUCACCCACAGCCCACCAUUGUCAGAUAUAUUCGUGUUCACUGAUGCUUCCCCUAAAGAUGCGCACUUGUUUGAUGCAGUAAAGGCCCUAGCACUGGAGAAACAAAGCAAGGUUACUUUUCUGCUUACUGAAGACCCAAGCUACUUAAAAGACAGCAGAAGAAGAAGAAGAAGGAGGAGGAGGAGCAGGAAACCUUUGUCUCCUGAUCGUUUUUCUCUCUACUAUUCCCUGUCAUCCCUGUCAGGAGGGCUAACGAUUUUCACCACCAACUCUGACAUCCACAAAGUCUCUACUAUAGUAGAGGAUAACACAGCUGUCAACAAGGUGACUCUCCUACAUGUGAAGAGUGACCAAGAGCUGAUGUCCUCCCAUUCAUUCACAGUUGACAGCUCAGUAAAACACAUCACACUGCACAUCACUGGUAUUCUGAGUGAAUGUAUCCUUACCAACCCAUCAGACCAAAGCCAGUCUUUGUUGAGAGAAAGGAGACCUCUGGCAGAUUUGCAGCAUUUUGAGGGUCUCUACCGCAUCACCCUGCUCUCUCCUAUACAGCCAGGCCAGUGGAAACUUCAAGCCAAGAGUGAUGGGAACCUCACAUUCAGUGUAAUAGGUGACAGCAGCGUAGAUUUCCUGUAUUAUUUUGCCACCGUAACCAAUGAGACACAUCCAGGUCUGGCAAGAGUGGAGGGAAGUCCAGUGGCUGGUGUCCCUGCAUUCCUGGUGCUGGCUGUGACAGGCCUUACUCCAGAUGAGGAGGUGUCUUUUAGUCAUGUGAUGCUGAUGGGAGCUGAUGGGGAGAACAUCCAGCAGGUGAAGCUGAACUCCUCCUCCUCCCCUUCAUCAUCCUACUCCGUAGAGGAGCUGGUGGGCUGGGUGGAGUCUGUCCCCAGAGUACCCUUUAGUGUUCGACUACUAGGCCAGGACAGCAGAGGAAACAAGCUGGAGCGGGUUUCCACAGAGAUGAUUCAGCCCACUCAAGUUCAGAUACAGGUGCUUUCUCUCCCGCGUCUGGUACCAGGUCACAGCACAAUGGUGGACUUUGAAAUCAUGAACCAUGGCCCAGCCCGUCUUUUCAGUCUAACUGGUGAUGACAACUAUGGGUAUUUUCAAAAGAAAGGAAAUCACAGGUUCCAUGUUGCAGAGCAAGGGUCUUUCCGUGGUCAGGUGGAACUCCAUACUCCUGCCACAGCGCAGGCAGGAGUGACUGUCACGCUCACACUCACUGUCCGUGCUCAUGACUCUCCAGACUCAAACUACGCAGUGGCCUACUUGACUGUGAUCCCACCAGACCCUGACAUUUCCCCACCGUCCUGCUCCACAGCACAGAUACUGUCUGCCUGUUCUUCCAAUUGCAGUCAGUCUAACUGGAGUGUAUCUCUGGUCGUGUCUGACAUGGGGCGCUCUGGUCUUGCUUCCAUCCUGCUUCAGAAGGGUGAAGGCAUUCUUACGUUAUUUCAAAUUCCUCCACCCAGUGAGAACAGUAUGCAUGGGGCAAAGCCCAGCCCUAACCAGCAGCAAGCAAACAUGAACAACAGAACUACUGGAGGCUACCACCAUCACCACAAGGCCAGACUGGAGAAAGGUGACCCCCUUUUGAAUGUGUCUGAGUGGGCACUGGAUUCAUCUCAACCACUGUGGGUGUGGUACAAUUCCAGCUGCUGCUCUGCCCAGGCAGAAUUUCUGGUUUGGGACACAGCUGGAAACAUGAAACGUUGCCAUCUAACAUCUGGCCACCAGAGGCAGCAAAGAGACAUGAGCACAGACGCCAACAGAGCUGGACAGAAUACUAACACUGGGCUGUUUUCUUUUGUUAUUGGGUCUACAGUGGUUUUAUUGGCUUUAGGUUGAUUCGCUUACAAAUGUUUUGCAGCUCAAAGUAUUCUUUGUGUUGAUCGCUGGAAUCCAGUGACCUACCAAAGAUUAAAAAACAUAAAAGUUGUAUUUCUUUGGAGGACCGACCCUGAUAAAAUCAGGGAAAAGAAGUGCUAAAAAAUACACACUUUUGUGUGUGUGUCUAUUUUGACUCUUUAUGUUGUGGUUAAUGUCAUUCUUAAAGACAGAUCACUGAAAAAUAUGAAGUCUUGUGUUUUCAAUAGCCGGGAUUUGGGAGGGAAAAGAAGGGAGGGAUUUUAUUGUACAGUAGAGCUAUUUUACCUCUAAAAUGUGAUGGACGCCCUCGUAAAGCAUGCGUACCUGUUUUCUAUAACAGGUUUUCACAGGAACAGGAAGUCCUGGGUUUGCAAAUAAAAAAGAAAUACUUUUGGGCAGAUUUUCUUUAAAGUAGAGUUGUUUAAAUGCUGAAAAGACGUCAUCUGAAUACAGAUCUUGAAGCUUUUAAUUCUCAAAUGUUGCCAGUCAAUGAUUUUUUUAUCUAGUAAUGCAGAUUUAAAAGCUAGAUUGGAGUGAAUAGAUGAAUUUAAAGAAAAGGAGAUGCUGAAUAGCGCAGACAUACUGUACCUCAGAGGCAUUUUGGAAUUUGCAAGAUAUUUUUUAUUUCACAAGGCUUUUCCUUUCCAAAGGAAAGAAGUUAUAAUGGCGUCUGCCUGCUCGAAAAAAUUAUUUGGGAAUUAAUUAAGGGAAUGCAACUGAAAUGAAUGUUAAACAUUUUGGGAGAAUAUUAAUUUCAGCAGCAGAGAGAGGUAAAGACAUCCAGCAUUUAAGCCUAAGUGCUGUCUGAGACAUGAAAGGGGGGGGAGAAUAACUUUGAAAAUGUAUGGGUAACACUGACACCCAGAUACACAAAUGUUUUUGUGGCCUUAAAAGGCAGGAGGGGGAUUGAAAGAGGCUGAUGGGAAAUAACAGAAAAACAUUUAGUUUAUAACCUCUAAGGUCAUGCCAGUUGUUAAGUUUGAAAGACAUGUUUUAAUUCAUUGGUGUUCUAUUGAGACAUGGCCCUUUGGUCGUUUGUUCGGUAGGGGGGUCACUGAUAUUAAUCACUAUUGUUUUAGUGCCAUGCAAUUGCAGCCUCAAAAAAGUGCUGUAGCACCUCCAGCACCCUUACUUCCAUCGUCCAUGGAACAGUUAUUGCACAAUGAACGGGACCUUAAGUGUGUAGGGAAAGGAAAGUAGGAAAAACAUUUUUUUUUUUUUAUUAGAAAAUAAAAUGAAAGACACCACAGAUCUAUUUGGGUUCCUGGCUUGAAAAAUGAGGACAUCUGUUCUUCUGAUGAUCAUGAGUCUUGAUAAAAUGUGCUUAUUCCAGUCUUUUCCAUUUCUGCUUUCACUGUAACUUUGAAGUUAUAUUCACAGCAGACUUUUGUUUCACAAGUUGUUUUAUAGUCUAAUGCAAAGAAUGUGUUUAAAUGUGUGUAGUAAAAACACACUUGAUUCAAUAAGUAAAAUAAA